UGAAUUAUUCGAAUAGUGUAGAAUAUUUUCAAUUACUUUAUUACGAUUAUUAUCACUCGUUGUAAAUCGUAAUUCAAACGAACGGAAAUUGGAACCCUAGCUGAACCCUUUCUUCCUCAUUCUCUCAUUCUUCCAUCACCAGCGACGAUGAGCGCCGCCGACGGAGAAGCUUUGGAUUUCGAGCCGGAGGAUGAUGACUUGAUGGACGAAGAUAAUGCUCCUGACGCCGAUGCAUCUCCUCCACAUCCCAAACUCAAAUCCGCCAUAACCGCUUCUUCAACUCUCUCCGCUCCUAAAAAGACCAAAGGUCGUGGUUUCCGUCAGGAUUCUGAUUCCGCCGCUAAUCGUACCUCUCGUCUCACUGGUUCUGAAUUUGAUACUCUUACUGCUGAGGGUGGUCCUGGACCUCAGAGAUCUAUUGAAGGAUGGAUUAUUUUGGUGACUGGUGUUCAUGAGGAAGCUCAAGAUGAUGAUUUGCAAAAUGCUUUUGGUGAAUAUGGAGAGAUUAAGAAUCUUCACUUGAAUCUUGAUCGCCGUACUGGUUUUGUCAAAGGUUAUGCACUGAUUGAAUAUGAGCGUUCUGAGGAAGCUCGGAAUGCAAUAGAGAAUCUGAAUGGAUCUGAGCUUCUUACGCAAACCAUUUAUGUUGAUUGGGCUUUCAGCAGUGGACCUAUUAACGAGUCAGUUAAAAGAAAGAAUGCCAGAGCACCUCAGCGGCGCUCCAGGAGCCCUCGGAGGAGAUAUACAUGAUGUCAGUUGUGUGAACCUUUAGAUGAGCGGUGUGAUUUCUGUUUGUCCUGUUGUGAAUGAUUUUUCCUAUACUUAUGCUCUGCUUACAUCAGGCAAAAUACAUAUUGGUUGUUAAGGAUUCUUAUCUUACAUCAUUUGUUAAAUGCCAUUGACCUAACUUCAAGUUCAUUAUGGUGUAUGAUGUUUUAACAUAUUAAUCUGUUUGAUUUAGUUGUUUUUUUGAUUAAUAUGUAAUGUAAUGACAUUGUGUUGAGGAAGGUAGGAUCUGUUUUGGAUUUCA
Molecule: messenger RNA, 1030 nt
Organism: Trifolium pratense (red clover)
Lineage: Eukaryota; Viridiplantae; Streptophyta; Magnoliopsida; Fabales; Fabaceae
Product: RNA-binding protein Y14
Exons: 5
Coding region: 148-750 (200 amino acids)
Biological process (GO): RNA splicing
Cellular component (GO): exon-exon junction complex; nucleus; cytoplasm
Molecular function (GO): mRNA binding
Source: RefSeq, a predicted model, not a curated record